AUGGCAUCCGUCCCCCGCACCGUCCUCCACAACACCUUCCUUACUCUCCCCGCUUCAGCGUCCGAUUUCGAUCUCAUGGAGGACCUUCCUCUGCCCCCCGAGAUGGUGGACUGGGACAGCUACACCGUCUCCGACUACUCUGACAGCCCGCGGAUCAAGGGGGUAGGGCCAAGUCACCCCUCAGUACGCUUCACGUUGUCCGACGCCGAGCUGCUCGGCUUUUCCGUUCCUUCCCCACCAGUGAUCCCAGAGAGCGAGUCCCAGCAAGAGUUACGAGAGGUUAUUGGCGGCAUCUUCCGUCGUCUCGAGGACGGAGAACACACAGAGGAUGAAACCGAGGAAUCUGUCCCAGAGGCGGCCGGACCCUCGGCAAGCACCCGCGAGAGCAGCCACCCAUCCACUCCGUCCGCGGGUUCGAGUCCAUGCUCGUCCUUUACCGACGACGACGACGACACACCCGACUCCAGUAUCGACGCCAUUUCCACGCCUUAUGAGAUGGUCUUUAUUCCGAAGGGCAGCAUUGUCCUCGACAAAGACCUUCCCUCGCCCGACCACCUUCCCUCAGUCCUCCUUCCGUCGAGUCACCUUCCCCCCGGUGGUGACGACUUUCCCCGUGACACUCCCGGCAUGCCCAUUGUCAUCAGCAGCAACGUUGUCGCCGACCAGCAGGUAGAGACAACCUGUGAUGAUACGCCGGCCGAGCCCUCGGUGGCGAAGCAUCUGCUGGAGUGUGCCCCCGACAACCACGUCGCGAGCCCGUGUGAGUCGCCUCGGCCGGAGCAGGACGCGUUCUCUCUUAGCCCGACUUCCCACGCCCUCAACGCUCCACACAAGCGCCCUAGGACUCAGUCAGCGUCCCCACCUCCGUCUGCAAUGGGAAAGAGGCCCCGCCAUGUCUCUCUUCCGCCGACCGUUCCACACCUGGCGCCACCUCUCAAUGGCUUCUCCAGUAUCACCCCAGAGCCAUCGCCCGUCCUUCCCAUUGAGACACUUGCCCCCAUUGAGCAGGCUACGUCACCACAGUCUGUGGCUCGGCCCGACGGUGGUGUGUGGCAGAUCAUCAGCAACACGUUCGUGAACUGCCUCCCCAAAGCCUCGUCCAGUGACCUUCCGCCCCCUAGUCCGGAGCUGCACGCUACCCCGGUGGACUGUGCAGACGACGAUCAGCCAGCUACGCCCAAACCUGUCGUCAACAUCUCCAUCGUCGAACCUCACACUCCACCCAGCCCUCCGCCAUCACCCGGCGUGGACAGUGGAGCUGAUGGUCCUGGGCGCUGUCUCUCUGCCCUCACGGACCUCGACUGCGAACAAGUCUCUCGAGAUGUCUCGCCAAAUGUCUCUACGCCCAUCGAUGAGUGUGAAGGAUCGUCCGUCGUCCAGACGAUGACACCGUCCCCUACGCCCGGUCUCAUGCCGGCCACGCUCACGAAGGAGCGGUCUGUGCGCUCAGCAGUGGAGGGCUUCCCCUUCCACACUCACUUUCCAACUCCAACCUCACCUACUGAGGUCAACGCGUUGGAGUUGUCCAUCACCUCGUCGCCACUCACCUCGAUCCGCAGCUCCUCCGAGCCGCCGGGCUCAACUCAAGUCACUGGCGAACCACUCAGCUCCCAGACGACGGUGCUCUCCCCCUCCGAGUCUGCGAGGAUGGGUAGAGCGUCAUCGGCACAGCCACGUUCCCCCGCGCAAGCUCUUUACCUCCGCACCAUCAUCGGGUCACCGGAUCCCACUGGCACUUCGGCCUCGCCUCCGGCAGACAUUUCCCAGACCGUCGAGACCCCAGCGCAACAUGUUUCUGCCUCUCAGCACGAACCUGCUGCUCCUCCCGUUUUAGCACCGGCUCGCCUCAAGGGUGGCGCGGGCUACAACAAGAAAGCCGAGCUCCGUGACCUCCAGUUGGCGGCCGAAUCUCUCUUCAAGGGAAGCCGCCACGAGGGCAGGCGGUCGGCGACGCGCUCGAGCAUGGCGACCUCGUCCCCACCUGCUGUCGAUACUCCCACCACCGUAAGGAUCUUGGAUACAGACACUGCUAACCUGGGCCAGCAGGUGAAGAAGAGUCCGUCAGCCCCUACGUCCCAGUCCCCUGCCCGUUCCCGACCACCUACGCCGGUGCAGCCGGACAGCGUCCCCCAUCUGACCCGUUCUGUCAUGGCCGCCGUGGCGGCGUCCGAAGCCUCAUCUCCAGGGAGUGGCGCCAAGGAGGAGCUCCCCGAGACUUCGCUUUGGUCUUCGUCCAGCCGUGUCCACGGCAAGAAGGUUAAGGAGGCCGCUGAGCCUGUCGUCCAUUCAGCUAAACAUGCCACGAAGCGGGGCCACGACUCGACUGUGAGAUGGGGGACCACGGUGGUGGCUAACAUAUCUCAGCCUCCCAAGUCCAAGGCAAGGUCUGUGUCCAGUCGUACUGCCUCUUCCGUCGUUCGCCAGGUUCCCAAUGUCCGCGAAGAGUCUCCCGACCCACUUGCGCUGGGCCCUACGUCAUCUGAGCCUGGCCUCGAGAGCCCGCCGAGGAAGAGGGCCAGGACGCUCUAUGAAAAGCCAAAGCGUCCCGACAGGUCCUAUUGUGACGAAGAGAACGACAUUAUCGACAGCUACUUCCCGCUCGAAGACUCUGAAGGACACCCCACCAAAGACGCGGCCACCAAGUGUUCCAACGCCCUCGUCAAAGCGGGCUACCAGCGCCGUUCAGAAGGAGCACUCCAGUGGAGAGUCCGUACUAUUGUGUGGCCUGAGAAGCGCAACGCGCAGUGA
Molecule: messenger RNA, 2748 nt
Organism: Apiotrichum porosum
Lineage: Eukaryota; Fungi; Basidiomycota; Tremellomycetes; Trichosporonales; Trichosporonaceae
Exons: 8
Coding region: 1-2748 (915 amino acids)
Source: RefSeq, a predicted model, not a curated record